UGGGACUCGCCCUACUGCACAACAACUCGCCGCAGUGACCUGCCCUGGGCAGGCGGUGCCAUGGAGCCCGAGACCCGCAGCAUCCAGAUUGAGUUCCCGCACUAUGCUGCGGUGCUGCUGGAAUCGCUCAACAAGCACCGCUUGGAGGGCAAGUUCUGCGACAUCUCCAUCCACGUGCAGGGCCGGGUCUUCCAGGCUCACAAGAGUGUGCUGGCCGCCUCCUCGCCCUACUUCCAUGACAAGCUGCUCCUCAACGACACCAACUGCAUUGUGCUGCCCAGUGUCAUUGAGCCAGAGGCCUUUGAGAAUUUGCUACAGCUCAUCUACUCUGGCCGCCUCAAGCUGCUGAUGGAGGCACUGCCCAGUCACCUGCUGGUGGCCAGCGGGCUGCAGAUGUGGCAGGUGGUGGACCAGUGCUCUGAGAUCCUUAAAGAGCUGGAGGGGGGCCCCUGCCGACCCUGGUCCAGCCGGGCAAGCGAGAGCCAGUCCCCCAGUAGCAGCAACUAUUUUGCUGUGAAGGACGAUGGGGAGCCUGGGGGCAGCAGCUCAGAGGGGCCUGGGCAUGGUGGUGUGUCAUCAGGCCGGGCAGCACCAGGCUGCCUUGACAAUGAGGUGAUGAAGAUCCGAGUGUCACAGGAGGAAGAGGAGGAGGAAGAGGAGGAGGAGGAGCAUCAGGCCCAGAUCUGUAGCGGCUCAAUGGAUAAGGCCGUGAAGAUUGUACUGGAGGAAGAUGAAGAGGGUGGUGGCAGAGGUGGCUCCAAGGGGCCGUCUUCAGGGGAGCUGGACAGUGCCUUCCAUGGCCCCCGUGACCACCCCAAGAUCUUCUACAUCAAGCAGGAGCGCUUUGACCCUGACGAGGCAGCAGUGGCAGCACUGGGAGGUGGUGUGAGUGCUGCAGGUGAGGCCAGCUUUCUCAAGUCGCUGGCACAGGGGCGGGCAUUGGGCAUGGCUGAGGUUCAGGGCCUGUGCCAGGCAGAGUUCCAGCCAAGCAGUGAAGUCAGUUACAUAAUCCCUGCUGCAGGCAGUGGUGCCACCUCCUCCUCCUCCAUCACUGCCCCUGGCUUCACCAUUAAGGCCCAGCCCCUCUCCUCCGAUGAGGCCGGCUUCCCCCAGAGCUCCUGGAAGCCAGUGGACCUACACGGCAAUGAGAUCAUUGCCCAUGCGGUGCAUGGCCAGGUGGUGCAUGCGCCCGUUAAAAUUGUGACGGCGCCUGAUGGAAAGAAGUUUGGCUGCCUUUGUGGCAAGCGCUUUGCCGUCAAGCCUAAGCGUGACCGGCACAUCAUGCUGACCUUCAGUUUGCGCCCCUUCGGCUGCUCCGUCUGCAACAAGAAGUUCAAGCUGAAACACCACCUGACGGAGCACAUGAAGACCCACGAUGGGAACCUGUAUUCAUGCGAGGACUGUGGGCGCAAGUUCCGUGUGCAGAACUGCUUCCUCAAGCACAAGGAGCUGUGCAAGGGCCAGGGCUGGGCCACUGCUUGCUGGACCUACAAAUAAAACCUGGGGUGGGACUGAGUGGAGGACUCCAGCCAGCCUUCUCUAGGCCUGAUCCAGCCCCUGAGCUCUGUUGC
This is a messenger RNA of Emys orbicularis (European pond turtle), 1571 nucleotides long. RefSeq names its product zinc finger and BTB domain containing 9 (gene ZBTB9). The coding region runs from base 61 to 1497 and encodes 478 amino acids. The transcript is spliced from 2 exons. Gene Ontology annotation, biological process: regulation of transcription by RNA polymerase II. Gene Ontology annotation, molecular function: DNA-binding transcription factor activity, RNA polymerase II-specific; protein binding; RNA polymerase II cis-regulatory region sequence-specific DNA binding. Lineage: Eukaryota; Metazoa; Chordata; Testudines; Emydidae. The record is from RefSeq and is a predicted model, not a curated record.